Messenger RNA from Ananas comosus (pineapple), 1316 nucleotides. Its product is annotated as N-acetyl-D-glucosamine kinase-like. The record is from RefSeq and is a predicted model, not a curated record. The coding region runs from base 1 to 1107 and encodes 368 amino acids. The transcript is spliced from 7 exons. NCBI's taxonomy places the organism in Eukaryota, Viridiplantae, Streptophyta, Magnoliopsida, Poales, Bromeliaceae.
AUGAGGUGGGUGGAGGAGGGAAUCAUGGAGAAGAAGAGGUAUAGGAACGGUAGAAUUUGGAAUUUUGAGAUGGCGAGGGAGGCGGACGGAGGAGGCGGCGGCGGCGAGGUUAUCCUUGGCCUCGACGGCGGCACCACCACCACCGUGUGCGUGUGCAUCCCCGCCGCCGCGCCCUUAUCGGGUCGCGCUGGCGAGCCCCUCCCUAUCCUCGCACGAGCCGUAGCCGGUUGUUCGAAUCACAACUCCGUUGGAGAAACCAGGGCGAGAGAGACACUCGAGAAGGUUAUGGCUCAAGCGCUUUUACAGGCCGGCUCUAAUCGCUCUGCGGUAUCCGCUGUUUGCUUAGCUGUAGCCGGUGUGGAUCAUCCGAUCGAUCAACAAAGGCUAUUGAAUUGGCUCAGAGAAAUUUUCCCGAGCCACGUCAAGUUAUUCGUACAGAACGAUGCUGUCGCGGCUUUGGCCAGCGGAACCAUGGGCAAGCUCCAUGGUUGUGUGCUAAUUGCGGGGACGGGUACUAUCGCUUACGGGUUCACUGAUGAUGGAAGAGAAGCCCGAGCCGCAGGAGCUGGUCCAAUCUUGGGUGACUGGGGAAGUGGAUACGGAAUUGCCGCACAAGCGUUAACAGCCGUAGUUAAAGCUCACGACGGGCGUGGCCCUCAAACGUUGCUUACGCAUAACAUGCUUGAAAUUCUGAGUCUCUCUUCGCCAGAUGAACUAAUCGGGUGGACAUACGAAGAUCCUUCCUGGGCCCGCAUUGCUGAUCUUCUACCAGUAGUGAUAUCCUCUGCUGAAGCUGGCGACGAAGUUGCAAAUAACAUUCUACAUAAUUCGGUCGCAGAGUUGGCCGAUAGCGUCAAAGCUGUUGUCAGAAGACUUGGUUUGAGUGGUGAAGACGGAAAAGAUCCAUUCCCGCUUGUCAUGGUGGGGAGAGUUCUUGAAGCGAACGAGAGUUGGGAUAUCGGCAAGGAAGUGAUAGAUUGUAUCACCAAGAUAUAUCCAGGAGCUCAUCCCAUUCAUCCCAAAGUGGAACCAGCUGUUGGUGCAGCUCUGUUGGCUUGGAAUUUUGUUAUGGAUGAGUUAUACUGCCAAAUUGCAAGUGAUAUUUAGUCCAUAGUUUCAGCUGGGAAGAUCUCCAGGUUAAUUUUUAGAAGAUUUGUCGCAGUUUGUAUUCCCCCCCUCUAGUGUCUGAUCUUUUUAGAAGGCUGUGUAGUAUCUUGUAUUCUUCAUUAAUUUACUUUAAUAGGGCGUAAAAUUAUGUUCAGUGAAUAUUUAAUGCAAGUGUAAUGAGGGCAGAGUUUGCUUGUUUGCACCUAAAA